AUGUCGAAUGAGGCGAGCACUUCAAAUCUGGAUGACCCUACGCCAGAGUCUUCGCAAAUGCGGUGGCAAUUUAUCGACGCAUCCGACAACAGGAGGAGCAAUCUGACGCAAGUCAAGCGACACGUAAUGCAAGAAUAUAUACGUCAAAGGCGCCAUGGUGAUCAGCCUUCUACUGGGACCGAGGAGCCCGUGAAGAAAAAUCACGACUCUCAACCGAGAACACGAAGUCGCUCGAAGAAGCGCAGGUCAUCUGCAAUAACUGGGGAAGCUGUAAAGAAAGGAAAAAGUCAGGGUACUAAGCGCAUUGAUCUCAAACCUCAUUCAGAUCAACGGGACUUGGUGGUAGCUGACCGAAAUCAUGCGUUGGAUGAUCCUGGGGUCGAAGAGAUUGAACGACUUCCCGCCACAAAGCCUGUCAGCGGCGCGAAGUCCUUGCCAUAUAGACAAGCAGUUAUUAAAGCUCCCAUCUCCUCGGACCUCAUAGACUCGUACACUCUAAACGAUCACAGCAGCGGGUCGGAGCCUAGCAUCGGGACACCGUUGUCCUCAGUCCCGACUUCUCCCUUCGAUCUCGGACUUUCUCCCAAGACCAUGCUUAGUGCUGCUCGGACAGAUCCCUUCAAUUGUCUUCCCAUGGAGUUAGACCUCGAGGGUCAGCGGCUAUUCGACUUUUACGUUAACGAGAUGCCGGCUUGCUCAUAUGGCACCCAUUUUCGAUCCAGCAGGGCCCAUAAUUGGUACACGGCAGUUUUUGUUCCAGAGGCCAUGAAAGGUCCCAUUGCAUUCCAAAAUACUAUCCUUGUGCACGCGGCCAACACAUGGGCAUGGGUUCGCAAUGAAGAGGAAACAGACUAUACUCUUACCCACCGCAGUCGUGCCAUUUCCAUGCUCCGCAAUCAUAUGAUAAAGAAUCCAGGCGAUGUCUCCGACCAGGUGAUCAUAGCAUGCCUCAGUGCUGCAGGGCUAGAAGAUUUUGACCCUCGUCUGGAGCGCAAACCGAUCAGCUGGAUGCACAUGCGAGCCGCGAGAGAAAUGAUCCGCGCCCGUGGAGGGCCAGCUGUUUUCGAGAAUACACGAUUGGGGAUGUUGAUCAACUGGCAGGACUACAUCCUCUCGGGCUAUGAAACCCACGGACCGAGCUUGUUCUUUGAACGUCACCCGCUUCCACGAACCUUACCUGAGCACUCAUUCCCUUCAGUAUCCUCGAUAUCGUCGGUAUCCACAGAAAACACAUCACCUAUGUCGGGGUUUAGAAUGUCAGGAAUGGCUCUCCCGCAACCAUUAGACUCCCCCAAAGAGGAGAUUCAACAACAGUGCGUUGAGUUUGUCGAUUUCCUCAAGCGAUGCGAACAGCUCGCAAUUCAUCAACAUAGCAUCUGUGAUGAGUCCAUGCCUUCAAUGCGCCGAUCUGCAUUCCAGGAAUCCUCGCUUCUCUAUGAGAUUCUCGCAGCGCCACCCGCUCUGCGCUUCACUGCGUCUGGGAACCGGAAGCAACUGAUUGCACGAGCGGUUGCACUGAUAAUGCUGAACGCGGGUCUCUGGGAUUACCGAUAUUCCACACAGCACAGCGAUACGUUCCUCCAGACUCUGCAGCUUGCCAUGUUCAAGAGUGAGGUCGGCAUUAGCGGCUCCGUUGAAGCACUGCUGCAGAUCAUGCUCGAAUGUAACGAUGGAAUUGUGGCGAUGGACAACACUUUUCCUCAUACCCCAUCUCUAGACGCUAAAGUCUUUCCAGACUUCACGCAAUAUUCGCCCACGGCUCGGACACCGUUCAGCCGGCCUUGGUUUGCAGGGCGAAUGCUCAAAAUCGCGAAACGGCUCAGCCUCAAUUCGUGGAUCAGUGUCCAGGAAUUUCUCUUUUCCUGUCUGACGCUCCAACCCAUGAUUGGGUGGGUGUCCUCAUGCGAGAACUAG
Molecule: messenger RNA, 1914 nt
Organism: Aspergillus tanneri
Lineage: Eukaryota; Fungi; Ascomycota; Eurotiomycetes; Eurotiales; Aspergillaceae
Product: sigma-70 region 2 family protein
Exons: 2
Coding region: 1-1914 (637 amino acids)
Source: RefSeq, a predicted model, not a curated record